AUGCAAACUAGAAAUUGGGAAAGCAAGAAACAACGAUUAGAAAAUCUUUACCGAAAAAAUGAAUUAAGUAUAUAAAUAUAAAGUAUAUUUGUAAGAGUAACAAAAAAGUGUCCAGUAUAUAUCUGAUACUAAUAGAAAUUUUUUCUGCAAUUUUUAAACCUUUUAUGAAAAAAAUAAAGAUUAGCAAAUUCCAGCUUUAGAGUAUUAAGCACUUGUAUUUAGAUUUUUAUAAGAAUAGUUGCAUGUUUAAGAACUUUUUACAAACUAAUAAGUUUUCGAAAAGUAAUAGGAAUUGUCUAAAUAAUGGAUUCCAAAGAUAAAAAAAAAUUGGACGGAGGAAGAUAAAUAAAUUUUGAUAUGGAUUGUAUUAAAAAUCUGUUCUAGAGAUGGCAUUCACUUCAGAAAAAUUGUAUUAUGUAAGAUUUAAAUAAUAGCCAACUAAAGUAUGGGAAGAUGUAGAACAAUUAAUUGGCAGGAGGACUGCUGAAUAAUGUAAAAUCAAAUGGAAUGAUUUAUUGAAAUUAUCCUUAUAAUAAUUACCAUGGACAUAAGAAUAAGAUGAAUAUUUAAUAUUAUUGAUUAAGUAUAAUUGAAAAUUAGCUUUAGUUAAAGCAAAGAAUAAGGAAUGUAAAAUAAAUGGUGCAUCAUAGCUAAUUUAUUAAAUGCCUACUUUAAAGAUUCUCCAAGAACAGGGAAGCAAUGUAGAGAAAGAUGGAAUAAUCAUCUUAAUCCUGAUAUAAAUAGACAUUAAUGGAAUUUAGAGGAAGAUAUUGAAUUAUUAGAAUUAGUAAAAAAAAAAUAGAAAAAAUGGGCAUUAAUAUCAAAAAUAUUAAAAUCUAAAAGAAGUGAAAAUGCUGUGAAAAAUCGAUAUAAUUGUUUAUUAAAAAAAAAUACUUGUUAAUCUAUUACAACUUUAAUUGAUGAAUUGAAAAAGAAAAAUAAAUUGGAAAAUCCAGAAGCCCCUUUGACAUAAAUUUCAAAAAGAAAAAAAUUAAUUCAAAUAACUAAAAGUACAAUUAUAAAUUAAUUUAAUAAGCUUAACAAUCAUAAAACUAAAAAGUGAAUAGUGAGUUCAGUAUCUAAUAAUUUGAUAUAAUUGAUAUUAAUUAGCUAAAAUGCCUCACUCCUGCUUUUUAUGAUUCUAAAUCUUAAAGUCUAUUUAUUAGCAAUAAACAUUAAUUGAUGUCUUUCUUAAGUAGCUAAAUGAUAAAAAUUGAAAGUGAAAAAUUUUGA
Messenger RNA from Paramecium pentaurelia, 1233 nucleotides. NCBI's taxonomy places the organism in Eukaryota, Ciliophora, Oligohymenophorea, Peniculida, Parameciidae. The record is from the annotation of a GenBank genome assembly.